UGUCGUAAGUAUGUAAUUGAAAAGCAAACCAAACAAUUCUUUAUAUUUUUAGAGUUAAUCAAAGUGAAGUCGUUGAAAUGACAAAGUCAUUUAAGAAGAUAUCGAUGGAGUCUCUUCACGGGCUUGAUUACACGAACACGAUCGUUAAAAAACCGUUUUCUGAAGGCACUGAAACCCCUGUACUCGAUCUUUCCUGCAAGAAGCUCGUAUCACCUAGUCUCACGACAAAUUACGUAAAGGAAUCUAUGGUGUCACCUCUUCGAGAAACGAUUUACCUGGAAAGCCAUCAAGAAACAAAUAACAAUGACAAUAAACACGUUAACAAUUAUCAACAUCAUCGGUCGGUCGAAGAACAAGAUGUAAAGCAGAGCCAACAAAAUCAAACUCACCAAUAUCACCAAGAAGAGACGUCCAGCUUCUCAUCAUCCAACCAUGAAAGGAAAAGUCCGUUUGAAAGUCGUACUUACGUGAUGACACCACCAUCCGAAUCAGAUUCACCAAAGAAAACCAAGUUUCAUCCAAUUUUCGAGCAUACAAAUCUUUCGGGAGGCGAGACUCGCGUUAAUCCACCAUACCCAAUACUUCCCGUAAAUCUUCCAUCGCCAAUGUCGUUAAGUGUACCAUCGGUUCUCCCAGCAUUAUUGUCCCAAAGCAACUCACCAGUAGUGUCACAAAUCCAAACGCCUACGUCUUCGACUACGCAUGAAGCAUCGCCGCAGACAAACAGUGCUCCCGACGAUAGUAAAAAGGCACCGCGACCGUUUAAGGCAUACCCAAAAGAUCCACUUUCAAUUACUUUAGGUCCAGACAUGAUGUUUGAUCAGGAAUUGAAAAAGGCAUACUCAGACUUUCGAAAUAGGAUGCUCGAUUCAGUAAAAAGGACUAACGAAGGUACAAAUAUUAAGAUGCGUCGAAUUAGUAAGAGUCCCAUGUUGCCUACAAGUACUGUCGAUGAAAAAGAUGCAGCAUAUUGGGAGCGGAGAAGAAAAAAUAACGAGGCUGCUAAAAGAUCAAGGGAUGCGAGGAGAGCAAAGGAAGAUGAAAUUGCUAUUAGAGCUGCAUUCCUUGAACAAGAAUAUAUUCGAUUAAAGUAUGAAAAUGCUGUUUUAAAAGAUGAGAACACAAAGAUAAAAUGUAUGUUAUAUGGUUGCUAGUAUUUAAAGGCUACAGCUAAGGAAUAAUCGAAUAACAAUAAGAUUUGUUAAUAAAUUGUAUU
Messenger RNA from Ceratosolen solmsi marchali, 1216 nucleotides. RefSeq names its product transcription factor giant (gene gt). Lineage: Eukaryota; Metazoa; Arthropoda; Insecta; Hymenoptera; Agaonidae. Gene Ontology annotation, cellular component: nucleus. Gene Ontology annotation, molecular function: RNA polymerase II cis-regulatory region sequence-specific DNA binding; DNA-binding transcription factor activity, RNA polymerase II-specific. Bases 78 to 1154 code for a protein of 358 amino acids. The transcript has a single exon. The record is from RefSeq and is a predicted model, not a curated record. Gene Ontology annotation, biological process: regulation of transcription by RNA polymerase II.